Dissoconium aciculare CBS 342.82 is the source of this 191-nucleotide messenger RNA. RefSeq lists its product as uncharacterized. The annotation marks the transcript as partial. Gene Ontology annotation, molecular function: protein binding. The record is from RefSeq and is a predicted model, not a curated record. The transcript has a single exon. NCBI's taxonomy places the organism in Eukaryota, Fungi, Ascomycota, Dothideomycetes, Mycosphaerellales, Dissoconiaceae.
CACGGCUUGCAUCGCAGCACGCGCUGGCCGGGGCGUAUCAAGCGAACGGGCAGACGAAGGAGGCGAUCCAGCUGCUGGAGCAGGUCGUUGCGAUCCGGAAGACAUCGCUCGCGGAGGGUCAUCCGGACCGGCUUGGAUCGGAGCACAGCCUGGCCAAAGCAAUUGAAGCGAGCAGGCGCCUUGAAGAGUCA